Acromyrmex echinatior (Panamanian leafcutter ant) is the source of this 1188-nucleotide messenger RNA. RefSeq lists its product as uncharacterized. Lineage: Eukaryota; Metazoa; Arthropoda; Insecta; Hymenoptera; Formicidae. Gene Ontology annotation, molecular function: oxidoreductase activity. The record is from RefSeq and is a predicted model, not a curated record.
UAAAUCAUGCAUUUAUCGUAUGGCAUGUCCGCUUACCACUGAUUUACGGAUCACAUCUAUUCAAACGCAAUAUCGCAUCUUUUUUCGCUCGAAAUUAUAAAUUUUGUGAAUUGUUCAAUAUCAUUGUAUUACAAAGAUCUCCGUCAUGCGUACUGUUAACACAAUCAACUACAUUAUUAAACCAGCAUCAUAUUCUACAAUACAUACGAUAAAGUUAUAAUCAAAAAAUAUUCAGGGGCUUAGAAAGCACAUCCAAGAUGUUUCGAUUCCCAUCCGGAGUGCCACCCAGAUGUCUUUCUUGAAAAAAGUCAUCCUGAUAACAGGAGCCAGUUCAGGAAUUGGAGCUACAACAGCUAUUCAUCUGGCUCAGCUUGGUGCAUCACUGGCAAUAACAGGGCGUAAUAAGCACAAUUUAGACAAGGUAGCUGAACAAUGUGGAGAACUCAAGCCGUUUGUUAUAAUAGGAGAUCUAGCCAAUGAGAAUGAUUUGAAAAAUAUUAUCGACUUGACAAUCAAGCAUUAUGGGAAAUUAGAUGUUUUAGUUAAUAACGCUGGAAUUUUUGAAUUAGGUGGUAUAGAGACUACAAGCUUGGAACAGUAUGACAACAUUUUCAACGUAAAUGUUCGGUCAAUAUUCCAAUUGACUGCGUUGGCAGUGCCACAUUUAAUCAAAACGAAAGGUAACAUUGUCAAUAUUUCAAGCAUACUUGGAUUACGACCAUUGAAGAAUACUCUGGCAUAUUGCAUGAGUAAGGCGGCUUUGGAUCAUUUUACGCAUUGCGUUGCUUUAGAACUAGGAUCACGACAGGUGCGUGUGAAUACCAUAAAUCCUGGCGCUAUAGUAACACGUAUCUUUCAAAACAGUGGAAUGAGCCAAGAAGAGCUUAAAAUCUUUUUCGAGCGGUCGAAAGCAUGGCAUGCUUUAGAAAGAAACGGCGAUGCUUUAGAAAUCGCAAAAACCAUUGCAUUUUUAGCUAGUGACGAUGCUAGUUUCAUAACAGGAGUGACAUUAUCUGUGGAUGGAGGUAUGCAUAUUAUGCAACCUCCUGUAACUAUUCCGUCAUUUGUAUAAAGAAAAAGUAUUUUUUAUUAUUUUUUUUGUGGAUGAGUUCCCCAUAGAAUACCAAUAUUUUCGAAAUUGUAAAAAAUUAGAAAAUUUAUUUUAAAUAUUUUAUGAAAAAAGAUAAU